Molecule: messenger RNA, 1447 nt
Organism: Saprolegnia diclina VS20
Lineage: Eukaryota; Oomycota; Saprolegniomycetes; Saprolegniales; Saprolegniaceae
Exons: 14
Coding region: 45-1094 (349 amino acids)
Biological process (GO): peptidyl-L-cysteine S-palmitoylation; protein targeting to membrane
Cellular component (GO): endoplasmic reticulum; Golgi apparatus
Molecular function (GO): protein-cysteine S-palmitoyltransferase activity
Source: RefSeq, a predicted model, not a curated record
GACGAGGGUGGACCCCAGAACACGAGACUUGGCUGCCAACGAGGAUGCUUUUCCUGGCGGCGCUCGUGCUCUUCUUGGUGACAUCGCUGCUUGUUGUUAUCGUCGUCUUCUGCGCUAAUGACACGAGCGACGGGUUCAUGGGACGCCUCCAUCGAUGGCUGCUCAACGACGUGCCCAAUGCACUGAGCGAUGGCAUCUUGCGUCUCUGCGGUGAGCGCGCCCACCGCCACGUGGUCGCCACCGUGCAGUAUGUGCUCCACGAGCGUAAUCCGCUCAUGCAGAUGGUCUACCUCUUGCUCGUGGGCGGUGGCUACGGCCUCUUUCUGAUUUACGGCCAACCGUUGAUUCCCAAUGUCUACCUUGCCCCGCACCACACGAUUUGUGUGUUGUUCCUGGCUACAGCCGCGCUCUGCACCUUUUUCCAGGCCUCUUCCACGUCCGCUGGCAUCUUGAACGAGCGCACGUCACGAUGGCACGAUCAUUACCCGUUCGACGGCGUCAUGUAUAAGAAGGACAACACGUGCAGCACCUGCAAGUGCAUCAAGGUCGCUCGUUCCAAGCACUGCACGGUGUGCAACGUCUGUGUCCCGCGCUUUGACCACCACUGCGGGUGGCUCAAUGCGUGCGUGGGCGAGCGCAACUACAAGAGCUUUCUUGCCUUCAUCAUCACCAACGCAUGCUUCCUCCUCUACGGCGCCUACGUGCUUACUUGCAUCCUGCUCAGCGAAGUGGUGACCCUGCAGCUCUUCCAGUCGCAGUUUGUCGACCAGGCAACCGGCGCGCCGACGAACGCGACGACGUUCAUCGUGUUUCGCUACAUGCUUCACAUCCAUCCGGUCAACAUGAUGCUUCUCUUCAUCUGCGUCGUCAUGGGCGCGGCCCUAACCUGCUUUUCGCUCUUCCAUUUGCGUCUUGUCGCGCAGAACCGGACGACCAACGAGUUUUUCAAGCAACGCAGCUUGCGCACGGCGACGCGCGACGCGUAUACGCUCGAGUCGUUCUGGGCCAAUGUUGCCGAGGUGCUCUUCCCCGUUUGCGACCAGCGCCUCCAAAAGGCGCUCGACCUCCAUCACGCCAAGGCCAAGCAAGAGUAAGCAGCAAGCAACAACAUGGCAUCUUACUCGUCAAGGGCCAACGCAGCGACGGUCGAUGGCAUGGACGCGCGCACCGACCGCACGCGCGCCGGCGUUACGUAUCCUGUCAACGACUCGGCGGGCGUUGCGCCGUGCGAGACAAACCGGCGACUGAUCCACUCGGCCGUCAAGCACGCAUAGAUGCCGCAGUCGACGCCGUUGGUUUGCUGGGCACACGCCAUGGCUUGGACGGUUGCGGUCGCCGGGUCUUGGCCGAGCGCGAGCAAGAGGACGCGUGCGAGCUCGUAAGCGCUGUCGAUAUUGUGGUUGCUGCUCGAGUCAUAAAACUCAAACGCGUUGGUCGCUUGACGGUA